CUGACACAUGGACACAGGGUCCUGAGAGGGACCAGCCCUCUUCCCUUCUCUCCCCACCCAGCACCACCUGCCCCCCCUUUUCUCAUUUCAGCGUCUCCUUUGCCCUGGGCCAGAACUGCCUGAGGGACCCAGGGUCAACCCUCCACCCUUUAACAAGCCUAAGAGCUGCUUAGCCUAAUCCCAGAUUCAGCUCUUGCCUCACAGCCAGCAUGGAUAAGGACUUACAAGACAUCCAGCAGCUGGAUCCCGAGGAAAGCAACCACGAGAUUGAUGGAGGGGAACUGCCAAGCACUCCUGAGCGCCAUGCUAGAAGACCACCCCCAGCCUGGAAAGGAAUGUUUCCACCCCAGCCCCCACUGUGUCAGCGCCUCUGCUCAAGUCAGAGCCUCAGUCUGCUCAUCCUGGGCUUCAACGUUGUCCUGCUGGUGGCCAUCUGCGUGAUCGCAUCCCGAAGAGCCCAGCUGCAAAUGGAGUUGUGGACCCUGAAAGAAAAGUUUGGCAACUUCUCCUCCAGUACCCUGAUGGAGAUGGAGUCUCUAAGCUUCCAUAGAGGCAGCACAGGAAACAAGGUGACAUCUCUGGAAACCAAGUUGGAGAAACUACUGAAGGAGUUGAAAGCAGACCACAGUACUUUGCUUGACCAUCUGAAGCAUUUUCCAGUUGAUCUGCGCACCCUGACUUGUCAGAUGAAAUUCUUCCGGAGCAACGGCACAGAAUGCUGCCCAGUUAACUGGAUAGAACAUGAAGGCAGUUGUUACUGGUUCUCUCACACUGGGAGCACCUGGUCUGAGGCUGAGAACUACUGCCAGCUGGAGAAAGCCCAUCUGGUGGUAAUUAACUCCAAAGACGAGCAGGACUUUAUUGUACAACACACAAAUUCCUUCAAUAACUGGAUAGGUCUUACUGAGAGAGAUGGCUUCUGGAAAUGGGUGGAUGGCACAGACUUGAAAUACAAGAACAUGGUUCUACAUCGGCUAGAUGACUGGAGAGGGCGUGAGGUGGAUUCUUCACGUGAGAGCUGUUUUGAAAUUCAACGGAAUGGCUUUUGGAAUCGUGAUUUAUGCCUGCAGACACAUCGCUGGGUGUGUGAGAUGAAGUCUAAUGUUACCAGCUAGGAGCCCUGACCUCCAGUAGGCAUGAUCCAACAUGAGUCUCAUCCCGAACUGAUCCCAAAUUUUCUAUUGGUAAUUUAGAAGAAAGAAAGUGGAAUAGAAUGAGAAGCAGGGAGAAGGUCUGAUAAAAGAGAGAAUGGAAUGGUUUAAGAAUCUCAGACCCUUGCAUGUUGAGAUCCCAUUUCUUUUUGCUAUUCAUUGCAACUGUUUUCAUUUUCAAUCUUUUCACUGGAACAGAAAGAGAAGAAACAAACACUUUUGUGUGGACUGGUUUUUGGGAA
Messenger RNA from Sorex fumeus (smoky shrew), 1393 nucleotides. It is a transcript of the gene ASGR2, whose product is annotated as asialoglycoprotein receptor 2. Gene Ontology annotation, biological process: biological process involved in interspecies interaction between organisms. The record is from RefSeq and is a predicted model, not a curated record. The coding region runs from base 210 to 1115 and encodes 301 amino acids. NCBI's taxonomy places the organism in Eukaryota, Metazoa, Chordata, Mammalia, Eulipotyphla, Soricidae. Gene Ontology annotation, cellular component: external side of plasma membrane. The transcript has 9 exons. Gene Ontology annotation, molecular function: fucose binding; D-mannose binding.